UAAAAAACUGAAACACCAGGGUUUCUAAGCAAAUGUGUGUACACGAACGUCAUAAUAUGGGAUAAAAUCAAAAAGUGAUGAAAAAUGUUUCGGAAACUCCAAAAAUAAAUUUAUCUAUCAUGAGUUUAAUUUGUCUUUAUUUGCAAGAUUUUUUGUGAAAACAACCGAAAAAUGGCUGAAGGCAAUGAUAUGGCUAUUAGAAUUUUACGUUCAAUACAUGGUAUUUUCAAGAGAGAUUCAGAACCCGAAGAAUUCGUAAUCAUUCCCACAGACGACAACACAAAGAACAAAUCUCCUGUUUUAUAUGAGCAGCGUAAUCUUGGCCUAGAAUCAUGGUGCGUUAAACUUGUAUAUAAUUAUGCAUCUUUGGUGCUGCUAGACAGUAGGGAAGCCCUAAGAAGAGGAAAGUUGCCUUUCUCGAAAAUGGAAGACCUGAAUCACUUACUGAUAGGAGCACUUCUCAUAAAUCCCGAUGUUACUACUUUUUGGAAUAUGAAGAGGGAUUUGGUGGAAAAAGACAUUCUGGCUGUGGAAGAAGAACUGUAUUUUAGUAAAGUUGUCUUGACUCGCAAAAGUAAAUCCAAUGAAGCUUUUGGGUAUCGACGUUGGUUACUGAAAAGGAUUCUAGAUAAAAUGGCCGCGAACAAUUUACAUAUUCCAUUGGCCCUGUUGCAGAAUGAGCUUUUCGUAACUAAUUUGGCGUCUGAGAAAUCUCCUAAUAAUUAUCAUAGCUGGAACCAUCGCAUCUGGUGCUUGGAGAACAUCGUGCCCAAGAACCAAUCCAUCAGCAACAUCGUCUACUCGGAACUGAGCUACAGCCAGGAAUGGAUCAACAACCACGUGUCUGAACACGCCGGUUAUCACUACAGACAGUAUCUGAUAAAAUUAGUGAGAGACCACAAAAAAAUCGUGACCCUGUACAAUUCCUACUACAACUUCGUAGUGAAAACGCUGCUGAACACUACGAAUGAUGGGGAUUGCAGCAACUUGCUUACUUAUCUCUUUGGUAAAGCGAACAAAACGAAGUUCCUCGAAGAGAUAUGCUCGUACGUGAACUACGUCUGCAUCCUCCUCUACGACCUGUGCGUCGUCGUCGACAAGCUGAACAAGCUCUAUCCGGAACACGAGGCUCUGUUCUGCCACAGGAAGUUUCUCAUCUACAGCCUGCUGAAAGUUCCUCACGAAUAUCACGGCCUGGACAGCUCUCCGCGACGCGAGCUUGACUUAGAGUCGUUCCGCGGCAGCCCGGCAGACGUUGAAGAAAACAGGUUGCCGAAAUUGUUUAAGCGCUCGCCCAGAUGCGAGCUGUACAACGUGUACAGCUUGGUGUCGACGUGCGAGAAGAAUUUCGCUUCGCAGAAUUGUAGCGUCAUGCAGCUGGACAAGUAUCGGAAGUGGCUGACGCAUGUGGUGGGUUUCGAGUGAGGUUAGGGUUUGUUUUGAGUAGAUGCAGAUGUUGUAAUGACGCGACGAUGGAUGUUACAGAUACGCCUGGGAGUGGGCGGGGCGAGGAGGUCUAUUUGGAGAGUGUGGGGAUUUUUUUUUGCACGAAAUAUCAAAAUUCGAAAAGAAGAAACACGAACAAUCUCUCACAGAACUUUUUUUUUUUUUUAACAAAAAAAUUUCGAAUACGAUAAUCGUCGAGUCCCAAAUUGAUAACGAGGGGUAGUUAUGUAUCGCUAGUGAAGUGGUGAGAAUUUUGUCAAUCGUUGGCACAAUUUGUGGAUAAGCAGCAGCGUCUACAAUUAUUUUAGUGUGACGAGAUACUGUCACGAAUUUCCUUAAGUUAAUUUGUAUUUGAUUUUUCAGUUUCUCAACAUAUAAGAAUGACCAUUCAAUUUCGUUAGACGAGGGACCCUCACUUUAAUGAACCAAAAUAGUUUUAUUUCAUUCAUACACUUGAAUAUGAACAGUUCUAGUAUUGUCAACUUUUCCAAAACUCACAAGGUCUGCCGUAUUCAUUUCCAAUUCAGUUUCAAGCAGUUCAGUUUCGAAUUUCUUAUUCCGCUGGUCCAGUGAUGGGGAGAAUCAUCGUAUCUGAGAUAACUCAGAAGAAGACAGCAGUGGCUGUGAACAGUGUAAUCCAAUGUUUAUCAAACACAAGAUGGUUGCUGGAAUAUUCAAAAAAGGAUGCAUACAUGAAAGAUAUCAAUACUAGUAUUUCUAGUAUGGAGGGUUCUUUAAUCAAAGCUCCCGCAGAAGUUAUCAAGGAAUUGUGGUCAGAAGAUUCAUCUGAUAGAGUAGUAAACACAGCCUCCUUAAAAAGUCAGAUUCAAUGAGUUGCCCCUCGUUUCAUGGGCUACGCCCUUCAAGACGUCCGAGAGUUUCGUUGAUAUCUUUAAGAAGGUUUAUAUGAGGAAGUAAAUCAAAAUCAAAAAUACUUUAUUAUACAUUUCUCUUUACCAAAUGUUAGGUCUACUGUACAGAGUAUUUACAAUAUUUACAUCUCUCCCGCAUACGGGAGUUGUAGGAAGAGGGGAAAAGGAUUGGUGAAGGAAAAGGGGGGAUCAACAGGAUGAGACUUCAUUAUUGAGCCCCAGGACGUCCGCAAGGUAAAGCGCCGCCUCAUAGUCCCACGUCAGGCCGAUGGGAGGCGCCCCCGCUAGUGUUAACGGGUCGCUCUCUGCCCAACAGAACCUCAUUUCAGCAUUCAGUCUAAGACUUCCCGUUUCCUGCCGAGGCUUACGCGAGAUUUCUCGUGAUGUUGCGGUUUCGGUACCUCAUAACUGAAUAUAUUAGAUGUGUUUUGCAAGUUUAUCACUAGUUCCCUGGAAAAAGUUCAUGAAAAAACCAGGUAAAAGGAGGACGUUAAUAGAAUUACUGAGAAUCUUAAACCUAUCCUAACGGACGUUGAUGAAAAAUUUGAGCGAUAGCGAAAAAGCACAAGAGUCUUGCUUGAGAUAUUUGAGGAUGGAUAAUUCUAAGAUUGUAGAUCAUUAAAAUUGUCAAACCAAACACUAGAUGGUUGCUGGAAUAUUUAAAAAAGGAUGCAUACAUGAAAGAUAUCAAUACAAGUAUUUCUAGUAUGAAGGGUUCUUUAAUCAAAGCUCCCGCAGAAGUUAUCAAGGAAUUGUGGCUGAAACACAGUCUCCUUAAAAGUCAGAUUCGAAGAUUUGCCCCACUGUUCAUGGGAUAUGCCCUUCAAUGUCUUUUAGGAGGUUUUCAUGAGGAUGUUAAUAGAAUUACUGAGAAACCUUAACCGAUCUUAACGCAGAUUGACGAAAAAUUGAGCGUUAGCAAAAAAACAGAAGAGUCCUGGCUGAGAUAUUUGAGGAUGGAUAACUCUAAGAUUGUAGACCAUUUCGAUGGUCAAUUGAAAUUCAUGUUGAAGUACACACACUGUGAAUACUCAUCAGUAACCUUCGAUCCUUACUGGGAUCUGUCUCUUCUCAUACCACAAAGAACUGGCCUACUGAGAUUGUCGCAAUGCUUGGAGGAAAGAAACCAACAUGUUCGAGGUGCAAGAAAUAGAGAAAAUGCACAAAGUCCCUAUCAAUCCCUGAGUUUCCCCCCCCCCAUAUGUUAGUGGUUCUCUCCAAAGGAAACACAGAAGCAAUUUUCCCAUCAAUUUUCCUCUAGACAAUAGCAGUUACACAGCAGACAAUGUCUGCACUUUAGAAACACAGUGGGACUAAUCACAGCGGGCCUUACACAGCAUACUGCAGACACCCCUAUACUGGCAUGUGGCAAGAUUAGCGGCAAUUUCACCAAAAUCGCUUGUGACUGGAAAGACAAACAGAGGGGAACGAGAUCGCACUUCUGGAGGUGGUAUAGAUUCUACUGUUGUCAUGUUCACUUUGUUUUAGUAAAUAUUUUGCCUAUUUAGUUCCACCACGUGUACGCCACUGAACACUGUCAUGUGUCAACUUCAACUGUCAAAAGUGUUACUCUGUGGUUCUGUGGCGCUUCAGAUGCUCCUGUCACCAGGGCUUUUUCAAGGAUAAGUUAGGUAAGACAUCGCAUUGUUAUGGGUUAGUAAAUUUACCUUACUGGUGGUUUGAGUUUUCUAUUGAUUUCGUUGAUGAUUUCUUGUUAGGAGCAGUCAUCAGUGACACUUAUUUUAAAAGGUCUUUGUUGUUUUUGAAGAAUGGUGAUACUAGCAAAAUUCAUACAGAAUUUGAGGAAUUUUUCCCGUAUGAGUUUUUGAAAUAAAAUAAUUCGUCAAGCCUGAAGGGAAUUUUUGGUUGAAAUAUACUGUUUGUAACAUUUACUAAAUCAUGUAGUUUUUCGAAGGAAACCUUCAUUUUUGUCAUCUGAAUAGACAGAUUUAUCCUUCUCCCACUUCUCUAAUACUUUUUGAUAACAUUGGGAAAUGGGUUUUGGCAUGACACUAUGCAGUAAAAUUGUGACAAUAAUAACUCUUCAUUUGGUUUUUUAUCCGGAAUCCUGUCAACAGGCGUAUCUGUGAAAUCUAUCUGUGAUAUUUUUUGAAAAGAGCCCUAUGUUCAACAUAUAUGUUUAAAGCGAUAUCCGACCAAAGCAUGAUUUGUUCAUCUACAGUAUUUGUUUUCACCUUUUUGUUGAUUGUAUAUCUACCUCGGACAGAGAGUAAUAAUAAACAGGACAUUAUUACUG
This is a messenger RNA of Leptinotarsa decemlineata (Colorado potato beetle), 4575 nucleotides long. RefSeq names its product protein prenyltransferase alpha subunit repeat-containing protein tempura (gene temp). NCBI's taxonomy places the organism in Eukaryota, Metazoa, Arthropoda, Insecta, Coleoptera, Chrysomelidae. The record is from RefSeq and is a predicted model, not a curated record. Gene Ontology annotation, molecular function: protein prenyltransferase activity. Gene Ontology annotation, cellular component: cytoplasm. Gene Ontology annotation, biological process: protein prenylation.